This is a messenger RNA of Dreissena polymorpha, 8060 nucleotides long. Its product is annotated as E3 ubiquitin-protein ligase TRIM37-like. The transcript has 25 exons. Gene Ontology annotation, biological process: negative regulation of centriole replication; protein autoubiquitination. Gene Ontology annotation, molecular function: ubiquitin protein ligase activity; ubiquitin protein ligase binding; zinc ion binding. Bases 83 to 3154 code for a protein of 1023 amino acids. The record is from RefSeq and is a predicted model, not a curated record. Gene Ontology annotation, cellular component: aggresome; peroxisome. NCBI's taxonomy places the organism in Eukaryota, Metazoa, Mollusca, Bivalvia, Myida, Dreissenidae.
AAAACUUGAAAAAAACUAGCAACAACAAACAAAAGUUAUAAAAUAGGUUGAUUGGAGGACCAUAAUGUUAUAAUAACAUAGGAUGGCAUCUGGAAAUUCGAGUAAUCCAUCUAAUAAUAUGCAGGCUCACGGAAACGAUCACAAUACAGUAGAGAGUUUGACUGAAGUGUUCAGAUGCUUCAUCUGUAUGGAAAAAUUGAGAGAUGCCAGACUGUGUCCUCAUUGUUCCAAACUCUGCUGCUAUGCCUGCAUAAGGAGAUGGCUUACAGAGACGAGAAUGCAGUGUCCACAUUGUAGGGCACCUCUGCACAUGACUGACCUUGUGAACUGUCGCUGGGCGGAGGAAGUGACCCAGCAAUUAGAUCUGCUACAGCACACGAUUCCACCGAAAAACAAGGGAGAGAAUGACAUCUGCAGUGAACACAAGGAGAAGAUUAGUGUGUUCUGUGUGACCUGUAAGAAGUGCAUCUGCCAUCAGUGUGCGCUGUGGGAGGGCAAGCAUUCAGGUCACAUGUUCAAGCCAGUGGACAACGAGUACAAUGAGCAUGUGAGGCAGGUGAUGGAGGAACUGAGUUCAAUCAGGCGUAGAAACAUUGAGCUCAUCAGUCUCAUACAAGACGUGGAGCGAAACAUCGAGAGUGUGAAGACUGCCAAGGAUGAGAGGGUUAGGGAGAUACGGAAUGCUGUCGAGUUGAUGAUAGCCCGCCUCGAGUCACAACUCAAGAGUAAACUGCUCACUCUUAUGGGCCAGCGAGGUCAGCUGACCCAGGAGACGGAGGUCCUGGACACCCUGAUUCAAAAGAUCGAGAGUCAGGUGGCCAACAGCAGCAAGACCGAUCUCAUAGCCAAGAGUGAUGAGUUUCUCACAGUGUUCAGACAGAUGCACCGACGCCCCAUGGCGUCCUUUGUCACUGCCCCAGUUCCCACAGAUUUCACGAGUGAGAUCGUGCCACCAUACGACUUAAGCACGUUUGUUAUGAACAACUUCAGCGCCCUACAACAACGUGCUGACCCGGUUUACAGCCAAGCCUUACAAGUCAAUGGUCUUAGCUGGCGACUCAAAGUCUAUCCAGACGGCAAUGGUGUUGUCAGGGGAAACUACCUGUCUGUGUUUCUGGAACUGUCAGCUGGUUUACCGGAGACUUCCAAAUAUGAAUACCGUGUUGAAAUGGUGCACCAGUCGUCAAGAGAUGCCAGUAAGAACAUCGUCCGUGAGUUCGCCUCUGACUUUGAGGUGGGAGAAUGCUGGGGAUACAACAGAUUUUUUCGCCUCGACCUGCUUGCUACUGAGGGCUACCUGAACACGGAAGUUGAUUCCCUGACCUUGAGAUUUCAAGUGAGACCUCCAACCUUCUACCAGAAAUGCAGGGAUCAACAGUGGUACAUACAUCAGAUAGAAAAUACGAACUCCCAACUGCAGAGUCAAAACAAUGAGCUCAAAGAGAGAAUCACCCUCGAGGUCCUCAGGAACAAACAUUCCAGCAAAAGAGGAACAAAUAGAGAUUCACCCAUUCCUGUGGACGCCAAUUUCGUGGAGAGUCUGUACACAAAGUAUUGCCAUGGCAACCAGCCUGUUGCUGAGGGAGGGGGCUCAGAAAUCGAGAUUGAGCACCUUGCAGAUGAAACCGACAGCGACUCUGAGGGGUCAGAACAGAGUGAAGAGAGAUUGAGCAUGGUGGAGAGCCAAGAAAGUGAGCUGGAGGAAUAUUCUAUCAUUGAGGAGAAUGACGUUGAUGAAGAAAACAUGUGCCUGGAUAACGAUGUUGAUGACAUACAGGAGGGUCAUGAGGUCAACAACCUGGACCGGGAGACUGGGGCAGCCCACCUUCCCCUCAACAGUGCCAUGAACAUCCUGGAGAACAGGGCCUCCAGGAGUGAUGAUGAGACGAUGCUGCUACAGUUCCUUCAGGAAUCUGAGAACCCCUGGCCCCGCGGCAGACGGAAUGUCCUCAUGAGACAUAAUCCCUCCAGUUCAGAGCUUCUCCUGAAUCUCGAUCUGGGACUGUACUUACCACGACCCCCGUCAUCAUCAGCUGCUUCUUCAUCAUUAUCAUCAGGAGCAACACCAGUGACAACAGUGGCCGAGUACCCAGGCAACCUUUUACCCCUUCUUUCCCCUUCGUCCUCGAGCAAGAAAACUUGGGGGAAGCAGCCAACACGCUGUGGCGAGAGCUCAAGACAGGGGAUGCCCUGUUCGUCCCAGUCUCUACAGGACAUCCACUCAAGGUGUCGCAUGACCGACGCUGAUACACUGGAGCACAUCCAGGCACGCUUCAAUGAACUUGCUGCCACCACAUUUAGCACCCUUGCUGCGGCCAACGCUGCUGUGUCCAGCGAGAUAGAGGCCAGGGCCCGGGCCUCCCAGGAAAAGUCAGAGAAGAAGAAGGGAUCAGGGGCCGUCACUAGUCACACCGGACAUUGGAGCAAGGGAGACUUGGGCUCAAAGGGCCAUAAAGGGAGAGAACCAGGUCGGGAGUCUGAUAGGAGCCCCCGUAGGACCCAGUCUGUAGGGGCUUUGUGUAAACUGGAACGCCUUACCUUUCAAACUCUUGACUUGUCGUUGGAGGAAGGGCCCUUGUCGGACUGCGACCUCACUGUGUCAGAGGCCACGGAACACCACACCUCACAUGAUGCAAGUGAUUCACCAUUCACCGUUUCUCAUGUCAGCAAAAAGACUGCAGCUGGGGCCAGGAACAACAUGAAAACUACAGAAGAACGCAUUACCUUUCAAACUCUUGACUCGUCGUUGGAGGAAGGGCCCUUGUCGGACUGCGACCUCACUGUGUCAGAGGCCACGGACCACAACACGUCACAUGAUGCACAUGAUUCACCAUUCGCCAUUUCUCAUGUCAGCAAAAAGACUGCAGCUGGGGACAGGAACAACAAGAAAACUACAGCUAUUCCACCAAAGUCUAGCAAGUCGAAGCCAAAGUCGAGGUCCGACAGGCCGAAAUCUGACAAAGAUCGCAAAAACGCCAAAACAAAGGAGGAGUAUGCUGAACCAGUCUCCAGUGGGGAAGAGUGCUCUUUGGAGGUAACCAGUCCAGAGGCAGGGGAGGCAACUAGUACUGCUGACUUGGAUGGCAGGCAAGAACCGCAGGUGGAGUUUACCGGGGCAAAUAACUCAAGAUACAGAAGUUCAUGUAAGAAAUAAUGAGCCACUUGGGUAGAGGGAAUGAAUGGAUGACAACAAGGAAACAUCUGUGUGAGAUCUCCACAGGGUAGAAGUCCUGAUUGCAAGAAACAAGAAUAUUGAGCAAAUUGUAUGCUAUAUUUAGUUACUGUUUAUUAUGAAGAUUGUUGUGUAACAAACAUAGGAUGUUUUUUUAAGUAAAUCAAGGUGUUUGGGUUGUGAAUCUGAGCCGCCAUCUGCAUUUGUUAUUUUUCUAGACAUUUUCAAUUGAUGUAAGUUUGUCCAGAAUAUGGUCUUUGUGUGAUGAUUUUUUUGUAUCACCGCAUUUUCUGUUGCAUUGAAAAUUGUGAAUGCAUGUUUAUAGUAUACUAUGUCUAUAGUAUUAAUAGAUCACUAGCGUUACAAUUCAUUUAUUGGAAACAUGUUUAUUUAUUCUACAUCUCCAUAAUUUCUUUUUUACCAAAUGCAAGAUCCAAAAUGUAGCAUAGAACAUUGUUAGAAGUGCUUAAUUGAUAAGAAAUUAUUUCUGGAGUUACUUUCAAUUUUACCAGGGUGCCUGUCAUUUGAUUACAAAUACUCUUACAUUGUAAGGUAUGUCUCAUCUGAUAUAAGCUCAUCAGGACAUAGCCUCAACAGUUGAGUUGGCUGCAUUGAUCUCUGGUAGGCUUACAUACCCUCCGGCCUCGCCUUGUUUCUUUUAAGCUGUUGGGCUGUCAGGGGUAGAGUUCACUGCCAUUGAUGAUAUAAGUGAAUUUAUCACUUGGUUAAUGUGAAUUUCAUUUGUACUUGCUUUAUGAAUCAAACUUCUGUAUGUGUGUGUGUGUUAAUUGUAAUAUUUUGAAGGUUUCAUUUAUAUUAUGCUGUGAUCGAAAGAUUCUGAAUACCUAGAUCUUAAAUUUGCAAAUUGUUUUCCUCUUCCACUGCCUGACUUCUACAUUCUCAAGAUGCACAGGUCCAGUGUGAUUGGAUUUUGUUCAAGAAGCCUCUCAUUAUUGACUGUCUUAUUUCAUGUAAAUACUUGUCAUAGCUGCUCUUGCAUUUGAUUAUUUGAGUCUCGGUCUGGGAAAACUGGGCUUAAUGCAUGUGCGUAAAGUCAGCACAGGCUAAUCAGGGAUGACACUUUACGCCAUGUGCGUAAAGUGUCAUCCCAGAUUAGCCUGUGCAGUCAGCACAGGCUAAUCAGGGAUGACACUUUACGCUUUUAUGGCAUUUUUCGUUUAAAGGAAGUCCCUUCUUACCGAAAAUCUUGUUUAGGCGGAAAGUGUUGUCCCUGAUUAGCAUGUGGUGACUGCACAGGCUAAUCUGUGACGACACUUUACGAACAUGCAUUACGCCCAGUUUUCUCAGAACAAGGCUCAAGUAAUGGGCUGAAAUAAAUAUGCAUAUACCGGUAUGUAUGAAAUGCAAUGUAUAGACAUGUAUUUGAGUAUAGUAUUAUACCUGUAUUUUAAGUAUUAUAUCCAUGUUAUACCUGUAUGUUAAAGCAGUAUGUGAAUUGAUGCAAGCUUUAUUUGACUUAAUAAUUACCUUUCAUUCGCCUCAAAAACGUCCAUCAUUAUAUAAUAGGUGCCAACAGCAGCAACUUUACAAUCAGAUCAAAGUUAUGCUAAAUUGUUUUGUUUAACAAAAUCAGGAACCAAACAAACACGGGGGUUCAACUUGUAUUUUAAUAUUAUUUGUUAACAAAGUCUUACAAAUUUGGGGAAAGGUGCAUAGCUGCGUUUGGGAACCUUGUUUUUAAAAUUAUGAUAAAUCUAGUUUUCAUAUAUCACAUGGACUUAUAACGAUAAUAAAUAAACUUUUGUCAAUUUAAUCUAUAUGCUCAGUAUUUCUUUGAUGUAGAGUUGAUUUUUAGCUAGGCGUUUUCCAAUAAAACCCGAGGUAUUGUCAUAGCCAGCUCAUCGUGUCGUCCGCCGUCUGACGUCUGCGUUGUGCUAAAACCUUAACAUUUUGUUAAGGUUUUGAAAAUUGGCUCUAAAAUCAAAUUGCUUCAACCUACAACUUUAAAACUUCAUAUGUAGAUGCACCAUGAUGAGUUCUACACGCCACACCCAUUUCGGGGUCACUAGGUCAAAGGUCAAGGUCACUGUGAACUUUAAAAAAAAUAUAUAAAAAUUAAAUUCUGACAAGCUUUAAUUUAUUCAAAACUGCACCCGUAGCCGAGUGUGGCACCCGUUAUGCGGUGCUCUUGUUAAUGACAUGAGGUGGUAUAACUUACAUUUAGGGAAAGUAACAGUUAUAUUUUGGAAAGUCCUACUCACAAAAGCAAUAGAACAGGGACUUUUUAUCGCUUGUAAACAUGUACGUCUAUCACAUUUGGUGUUGUAUAUAUGUUCCAUUUUGUGUUGUGCUAUGUUCCACUUCGUGUUGUGCUAUGUUUAAAAUCACUGUGAUAUCACAUUUUUGUCGAGACCGUUUUGGAAAGCUUGAUAUAGCAUUCAAAAGGGUAGAGUGAAUUUGUGUCUUGCAUAUCGUAACUUUUAUUUAACAAUUAUUUAACAUCAUAGGGCCACGUUUUGCAUCCAACAAUCAUCUUCCUAUCUCAAUGGUCAAGGUCACACUUAGAUACCAAAGGUCAUUGUUCGCCAUAAAGUGGCAUGUUUAAACUAUACUUUGUAAGACACCAAGCAAUGUUAAAAUUAACUAUCACCAAUGACUACUAUGAUGAGAUGGCAGUUUGUAUGUAACAUAUUGCUCCUUCAGAAUAUUAUUUUUCAAUAAAACAACUUGUCCAAAAUAAUAGCAUUCUUCAUGCACUUUUAACCCUUUACCACAUAGAUACCUAUUUUCAUGCAUGUGUAGUCCCUUAGAAACUUAUAUCUCCAAACCUUAGAUACUGAAGAGCAGCAAACAGUAUAAAAGCUGAACAGACUGCAAAGUUACUUGCAGGCUUUUCUGGUUUUAUGCUGUUUGCAAAGCCAUUUUCACUUUGCUUCUUUUAGGGGAAAGGGUUAAAUAAUAUAUAAACAGGUAGUGAUGUGGGGAAGUUGUGUCAAACCUGGGUCAAGGGUCAAACUAAAGGCAAAAGGUCGAACAUUAAAUGGUUUUUGUUAAUUAAUUACAAGCAGUUUUGACAAUGGGCUCGAUAUGUUGGAUUCGGACAUCAAGUAUUUGUAUAUCUACAUAUAAUUUCACUGAAAUACUAUUAUAUUUUUGGUGUCAAUUCAUAAGUCUGUAUCAGUAUUUAUUCUUACAUCACUUGACGAUAUGAUCAUGUUUGUAGUCAACAAAUAAAAAGUGCUGUUGCAUGAAUAUAUAAAUUCUAAAUAUAUACUUGCCCAAUUUUCCUGUUACUUGCCCAAGGCUUGUACAUAUUGAUUAGCAUAAAGUCUGCUCUGUCUCAUAUCAUUAAAUUGGUUCGGGUUUAAGAUUACUGGAUAAGCUUGACUUUUCACAGAUGUCAUUUAUGUACACAAUGACAUUAUCAUGGCAUGUAAACAGUAAGCUAGUUCAAUUUCACUAAUGUUCAACUUUUAUGCAUCAUUUCACAGGAGUUUGAAAUUCUAUCCAUAAAGCUAAUCUAAUGGCUAAAUAAUAAAAAAAUAUACCCCUAUAUAGUAUAAAGUCUAAAGCCAUUUGUUGAUUGUAUGGAAAUUUAUUUCUCUUCUACUGCAGGCUUAUGAAAUGCAAUGUAACUUAUUAAACUUGUGCGAUACAAACCAUCGGAGCACAAGAGCCAUGUAAUUUCCUUAUACAUACAUGUAUAUACAACAUAAUACGUUGUUUUGGUGUAUGUUUCUCUUCGUUUCUACAUUUAAUGUGUUUGUUAAGUAGUGGUAUGUUGUAAACACUGUGAACACACAUUGUACAUAACAUUAUGAUUGUGAUUUUGAAUGUUUUUCAUCAUACAUAACAUUAUAAUUGUGCUUUUGAAUGUAUCUCAUCAUACAUAACUAUAAUUGUGCUUUUGAAUGUUUUUCAUCAUACAUAACAUUAUAAUUGUGCUUUUGAAUGUUUCUCAUCAUAAAUUACUUUAUAAUUGUGCUUUUUAAUGUUUCUCAUCAUACAUAACUAUAAUUGUGCUUUUGAAUGUUUCUCCUGAUAUGUAACAUGAUAAUUGUGCUUUUGAAUGUUUCUCAUCUUUUGUUACAUUAUAAUUGAGCUUUUGAAUGUUUCUCAUUGUACAUUCAUGAUCAGUGUUCUUUUGUAUUGUUUUCAAGAUUUCUACUUUAAAUGUAUAGUGAAAUCAUUGCAUAAAUGCAUGGGCAUUUGAACUUUAUUUCUCUGAUUUGUUUAUAUUCCUUGAUUUAUAUAUAUUGUUCUUUUGUGUGUUUGUUUUCAUUCCUUCAUUAAACCUAGAUUUAAGGUUAAAACAUUGCACAAAUGCAAGGGCAUUCGAAAUUCAUAUCUCCACUUGUUGGUAAUCCUUGAUUUCUUGUUAUUUUUAUUAUAAUGGCCUGUUUCUGUUCUGUAUGAAGAAAAUUUGGAAAACAUAUCUUAGUUUUCAAAAAUGCCAAUAAUAUCCAGUGGUCCCAUAACAAGCAAGACAAGAUUAUCUGGAAUAAAAAAAAUGAAGAUGCUUUCUUUUUCAAUUGGAAUUAAUGUGCACUUAUUGCAAGAAUAUAUAUUACUUUGAUAUUUAUUUCUGAAAAUUUAUUUAUACAACUACUAUACAUUUUGAUCAAGAUAAUAUUUAUUAUUCAAACAACAACUUUAUGUUUUGCUUUAUUUGUUUAUAAGUUCUAAUAGUUAUUUUUAUUUAAAGUAUAUGAUAUUAAAAAUAUUUGAAAGAACAAUGUAAAGUUCCAUAACGCCUUUGGAGUGUGUGCUUGGUUUUAUGCAAUGUUGAUAUAUUCUUUAAUUUAAAUAUAGUGUUUGAUGUUAUUUAGUUUAUUUCCAAUAGUACAUGUAAGAUGUAAAAGUUGCACAUGGUUUUGUGGAGAUUUGAAAAAUUGAUCUGAAAAAUAAAAGGAAUCUUUGUUCUGAA